AUGGAGUCCUCAGUGAUAAAUUUGGGAUUGAAGUUUUCUCCAGUUGGUCGAAGACAAGUAAUUGCAGCUAUGUCGAAGAGAGUUGGAGUUACAUUCCAUAAGGAAAGUGGAAGUUGUUAUAGGUGUUAUCCCAAAAGUAUAUGGAGGUUAUUAACAUGGUUUGGCAAUAGCCAGGCCAACCUUCGACAAUUGGAUCAUAUCAAAGAUUUCCAUUUCCUUCCAAACUUGGGCUUUAUGUUUUUCUAUUUUUGCACGCCAGGAGAGAUAGUUUCCAGGCUCAGUCGAGAGCUUUACUUGGGUAUCAACUAUCAUAGUUGGUUCCACACCUACAACUUCAAUACUAGACUUGGAUUUCCUUCUACUAGCUAUGGGUGGUGGAAGAAAAUGGGACUAGCCUCAAAGCUAAGAUUCAGCAGGGAUAGACUAACUGAGUGCUUCUUUUGGGCUGUUGGGAUGACUUCUGAGUAUGAGUUUGGUGAUCUCUCCAAAAGUUUAACUAAAGUCAUUUCUUUAAUAACUACACUUGAUGACCUUUAUGAUGUGUAUGGUACCUUGGAUGAAUUGGAACUUUUCACAACAGCUGUAGAAAGUUGGGAUAUUAAAGCAGUUCACGUGCUGCCAGAGUACAUGAAGAUAGUUUUCUUAGCUCUCUACAACACUAUCAAUGAAUUAUCUUAUCAUGUACUUAAAGAUCAUGAACUAGAUGCCAUUCCCUACUUCACAAAAGCAUGGUCAGAUUUGUUAAAAUCAUUCUUACAAGAAGCAAAGUGGUGCAAGGAAGAAGAAUUGCCAAAAUUCAAUGAUUACAUGAACAAUGCAUGCGUGUCCUCUUCUGGUGUAGUUUUAUUGGUUCAUACAUAUUUCAUGCUAAAUCACAACAUAACAAAGCAAUCACUUGAGGCCUUGGACAAUUGUCAUGCCCUGUUGCGGAGUCCAUCUCUUAUUUUUCGUCUUUGCAAUGAUAUGGUUACUUAUAAGGCAGAAUUACAAAGAGGUGAAAAAGUGAAUUCAAUCAUGUGCUACAUGAAUGAAAAUGGUGUUAGUGAGGAGGUUGCUUAUGAGUACAUUCAAUGUUUGCUCAAUGAAACUUGGAAGAAAUUGAACAGAGAUACAGUCAUUGAUUCACCUUUCCUUAAAGAUUUUACUAAAAUAGCAAUAAACCUUGCUAGAACUGCUCAUUGUGUUUACCAGGAUGGAGAUGGGCAUGGAGUUCCAGAUGCCACAACAAAGAAUCGAAUAUGCUCUUUGAUAAUUGAACCCAUUUCCCUUAUGGAAAAUGAUACAUGA
This is a messenger RNA of Lathyrus oleraceus (garden pea), 1287 nucleotides long. Its product is annotated as tricyclene synthase EBOS, chloroplastic. Bases 1 to 1287 code for a protein of 428 amino acids. Lineage: Eukaryota; Viridiplantae; Streptophyta; Magnoliopsida; Fabales; Fabaceae. Gene Ontology annotation, biological process: terpenoid biosynthetic process. The record is from RefSeq and is a predicted model, not a curated record. The transcript is spliced from 6 exons. Gene Ontology annotation, molecular function: magnesium ion binding; terpene synthase activity.